Molecule: messenger RNA, 418 nt
Organism: Staurois parvus
Lineage: Eukaryota; Metazoa; Chordata; Amphibia; Anura; Ranidae
Source: the annotation of a GenBank genome assembly
GCCAAAGAUGUCGGCUCGGUCAUGUGAUCAGCUGUGUCCAAUCACAGCUGAUCACAUGUAAACAGGGAAAUGCCGGUUAUCGUCAUUUCUCUCCCCACAAGCUUUCACGCUGACAGUUCAUGAGGAGAGCUGAUCAUCAGAGUACUGAUGAUCAGUGUAGCCCCAGCAGCACCACCUGUCAGUGUCCAUCAGUGCCAGCUCUCAGUGCUCAUCCAUGCCACCUGCCAGUGCCCAUCAGUGCCACAUCAAUGCCACAUAUCAGUGCCCAUCUGAGCUGCCUUUCAGUGUUACCCAUCUGUGCCAGUCAGUGACACCUAUCGAUGCCAGUCAGUGCCACCUAUCAGUGCUGCCAAUCAGUGCCACCUAUCAGUGCCAGUCAGUGCCACCUAUCAGUGUGCAUCAGUGCCGCCUAUUAUUG